CUAUCGCUACUGUAAAUUAAAGGCUCUCGUAUUAGAACUAUUUCUUGAUUAAACACAAUAUUAAAAAUUAAUAAACGCAUUAUCGAUAUUAUCGAAUAAAUUCUUCAAAAUUGAACUUCUAUAGGAAGAUUCACCAUACUCGGAAUAGUUUUCGUAAAUUCCAAUACGUUAAUCGGAAAAGUGCCGCGAUCAUCGGAUACACAAAAGUGAGUGCAGAAAUUCGACUUAUUAACGUAUGCUCAAUUAUUGACUUUUUAUCGAAAAUCUGUCAAAUUUUUGAUUCGUUUGCUCCCCGGGGUCAUUUGGUAAAUAAUUAGAGCGCGAAAUUUCAUAUCGUGAUCUUUUUUAGAAACCACGCCACCUUCGGCGAGUCUUUUUGUCUUGAACUUGUUUCAAUUUGGUACAAAUGAAGAAGUACUCGAAAAUUUGAAAAUCCAAGAUCCUAUUCUUUGUAGAGCAUAAAUUCCGUCAUCAAUUUCAUCUGGACGUUCAAUAUGAUUCGAAAUUUGAUGAUAUUUGGUUUCGUAGUACAAUUUUUGAUUCAAAGUGGUAUUUCAUCCCCUUCGCUGAUCGUAAACCAACCAAGAAAUUCAUCGGCAGCUGCUCGUAAACCGCACCUGAGCUGCAUCUUAUUCGGCGACACCGCUUGUCAGAUCACCUGCGACGUCCUAUGUAACCUGUACGGUUGUCGGAGCCAAGCUCGAUGCAUCGAUCAAAUAUCCUGCGACUGCGGGGAGAUCUACACGGUUAAUUCGCAAAAUCUCACCGUCAGCGAGUACGAAAACCUCAACUUGACCGAACUGUGGUAUCAUAAUUUCCGCAAAUCGUUCGUAUCUAGACGACUGCUGGGCAAAAUCAGUCACGGCGACCCGGAUUUCAGUUCGAAUUUGACAGCGUUACUCCGUCAACCUCAUAUAACUGGUGUUCUGGCACAAAGCGAGCUGCUGGAAAUUCGCCCGAAAUGGUCGUUGUUGUACUUUUUACGCGCCACGGAACGAGGCCAUAUAAACCAAAUGUUCACCACUAAAGAGGGUUUCAGUCAGGAAGCGUUCAAGGCGUACUUUGACCAGACACUCGAUUCAAUCGUCAAUCGAACGUAUUCGCAAAUCGAAAAGAUGAAUAAUGCCAACGCCUUACCCAACUUACUGGUAUACCUGAGAAACGAAGACAAUAUUCGUUACAUCAUCAGCCAAAUACUCUGGUUUCCGAAUAACACUCUGCUCAAUCUGAUCAACGACUACUCGCGACGAGUCAAGUACUAUAAUCUGUUUCACUCUUCGAAUUCUAACCUAACGGUGACCGAUACGGAAAACGUUGCUUUUAACGCUCUCAAGUUAUACUUAUCCCAGGCCAUUGAAAACUUGGCGGAUCAGGUUUUCGGUAAAAUACAAGAGAUGAAACUGGACCAAGAGCUACCCAGACUGACAUCCUACAUUCGAAACAAGAACGAUAUCAAAAGCCUCAUGUCCUUAUUGCUGAUGUUCCCUCAAGAGUCGAUGUUUGAUUUAAUGCGUAACCUCAUGAUGCAGCAGCGUAACGACACAUACAUGAUUAGCAAGCGAUCGCCUCCUCAGUUAUAUAUUUUACCGAGUGAUAUCGACGAAAUGGUCACAGCCAGUGUACUGGAAAGGCUACUGAAGAUAAAAAUUCGUACCACGGAUUUGGUUGAACAGGUUGCAGAGGUUGCAGCUACAUCGACGACACCAACGACAACGAUCACAACAACACCACAGCCGACAACAGUAAGAACUGAUCCGAUUCCUGCCUCCUUUCACGAAUUCUUCAAACGAUUACUAAAACAAACGUUCGGUUUGGGCAAAUCCGAAGAUCAACAAGAGGUCAACCAACAAUCAACCAAGGCUAAAAGGAACUAUCCGGAGCUUGAAAUGCUGCUGAAGCAAUUAAUGGAAUACUUGGUAAACGCCACGAACCCCAAUAAUGACGGUGCAAAAUAACCCAGCCCAAAUAUACCUAAUAAGCCUUUAGGGAAAUAAAGGUUUUUCCAGACAAUCAAAUCGUACUUUUGUGCAGCGAAAUACGACUCAGCAGUAUUGUGGUAUAUGUUUAGUUUUUUAUUUAGGGAUCUUCGAUUGAGCAGGAGCGAAUAAUAUUUUUCAAGUGGUGAACGUGUAUUGUUUCGAGGUGUAGGUACAAGUAGAUUUUUUCAUUCUUUUUAAUGGUUUUUCUUUUCUUUUUCGUUGAUAGUAGGUAGAUAUAUUUUGUCAGAGGGGUCGAGUCUGGUAAAUAAAUGAUCACUACACAGAUUUGGA
Planococcus citri (citrus mealybug) is the source of this 2270-nucleotide messenger RNA. RefSeq lists its product as uncharacterized. The record is from RefSeq and is a predicted model, not a curated record. Bases 495 to 1955 code for a protein of 486 amino acids. NCBI's taxonomy places the organism in Eukaryota, Metazoa, Arthropoda, Insecta, Hemiptera, Pseudococcidae. The transcript is spliced from 3 exons.